This is a messenger RNA of Neltuma alba, 998 nucleotides long. Its product is annotated as RING-H2 finger protein ATL56-like. The record is from RefSeq and is a predicted model, not a curated record. The transcript has a single exon. The coding region runs from base 201 to 749 and encodes 182 amino acids. Lineage: Eukaryota; Viridiplantae; Streptophyta; Magnoliopsida; Fabales; Fabaceae.
GAUCCCUAAACGGCAAUCCUUAGCCGAUCUGCUCCUGCAAUUUCCUCAGCCAUUUUUCUCCCUCUCCCUGUCUCAAUCUCUGAUCCCUAAUUUAGUUCCAUUCCCAGUUCUCCAAAAUAUCACGUUUCCGGUUCUUGUUCUUCCCUCUUCGAUCAAUCUUCCUUCAUUAUCCUCUUCUUCUUCAAUCUUAAUUCAAUCCCAUGCCUCCUCCUAGUCCUCCUAUUCAUCACCAUGAACAAACCCAACCUAAGCCCAGCCCCAAGCUCCUAUCAAUCCUCCUUAAAGCCGUCAUCAUGACCCUUCUCACCUCCGUCUUUUUCAUCUUCCUCGGUUUCGCUGCCUUCGUCCUUCUCCAUCUCUGCUUCAUCGGCGGCAUCUUCCACCGCAUCCGCUCCCGCCCCACCAUCCAACUCGGUGCUUCAUCCAAUGGAAUCGCUCCUCGUGACGUCAAGAAGCUGCCCCACUUCCGGGUUGCUAGCGGAACCGAACCCGGACCCGAAACUCAAUGCGUUGUCUGCUUGGAUGGCUUCAGGAGCGGCCACUGGUGCAGAAAGCUCGCCGGAUGUGGCCAUGUGUUCCACCGGAGAUGUGUGGAUACGUGGUUGGUGAAGGUGGCCGCGUGCCCCACAUGCAGGACGCCUGUUCGAUCAAAUGCAGGGAGCGCUGUAGGUUCGGCUCUAGAUGUCAAUAGAGAGGAGGCUAUGCGACAUCGAACAUCUAGUAGGGGCAGUGCAUACAGGAUUUUUUAGCUUGUAAGUUCGAAUAUUUUCAAUUUCUGUGCUAUGUAAGGAUAAUAAGUUUUCCCCUAUGUACAGUAUGAUAUACGUAUUUCAUCUUCUAAAUUUUUGUUUUACUUUCUCUUCGAUUUGGCUGGUUAUCCACUUUGUAUUUCUUUUUCUUUUUUUUUUUUGGGGGGGGGGGGUUUUGUUUAUCCACAUGUAUAUAUGGGUAUGACUUUGCGUUCGAAGGCUAGUGAUAAGAAAAUUAUUGGUAGUCUU